This is a messenger RNA of Cyphellophora europaea CBS 101466, 2241 nucleotides long. RefSeq lists its product as uncharacterized. NCBI's taxonomy places the organism in Eukaryota, Fungi, Ascomycota, Eurotiomycetes, Chaetothyriales, Cyphellophoraceae. The transcript is spliced from 2 exons. Bases 1 to 2241 code for a protein of 746 amino acids. The record is from RefSeq and is a predicted model, not a curated record. Gene Ontology annotation, biological process: N-terminal peptidyl-methionine acetylation. Gene Ontology annotation, molecular function: protein binding; protein-N-terminal amino-acid acetyltransferase activity. Gene Ontology annotation, cellular component: NatA complex; cytoplasm.
AUGUCGCAACCACCACAGGCUCAGCAAUUGAGCCACAAAGAUGGCGCCUUAUUCCGCCAGGUCGUCAGACAUUUUGAGAAUAAACAGUACAAAAAGGGUCUCAAGGCUGCGGAGCAAAUCCUCAAGAAGAAUCCGAACCAUGCCGAUACCCAAGCCAUGAAAGCGCUCAUCAUUGGCACUCAAGGCCAGACAGAGCCUGCCUUUGCCCUCGCGAAGACUGCCCUAGGAAACAACAUGAAGUCGCACGUAUGUUGGCACGUCUACGGUCUGCUAUACCGAGCCGAAAAGAAUUUCGAAGAGUCAAUCAAGGCGUACAAAUUUGCGCUUAGAUUAGAGCCGGAGAGUGUUCCAAUACAAAGGGAUCUGGCACACUUGCAGAUACAGAUGCGCGACUACGAGGGCUAUGCGCAGAGCCGCCAAAGCAUGCUGCAGCAAAAGCCGGGUAUCAGACAAAAUUGGACAGCACUUGCUAUUGCUCAUCACCUCGGCGGCAACUUUGAGCAAGCCGAGAAUGUCCUCACCACCUUUGAAGAUACCCUCAAGACAAAGCCAUCGAGAAAUGACAUGGAGCAUUGGGAAGCAGUCCUCUACAAGAACACCAUUAUUGCUGAAUCGGGCCAGGUCGAGAAGGCUUUGGAUCACCUCGAAGCUGUUGGGAAGAAAAGCCCGGAUGUCACCGGCGUUAUGGAAAUGCGAGCCGACUAUUUGUUACGGCUGGAUCGUAAGGCUGAAGCUGAAGCGGCAUAUGGCGCACUGUUGGACCGGAACCCCGAGAAUUCACAGUAUUAUGAUGGCUUCAUUAAGGCAAAGGGACUGACUGAGGAUCAAGCCGCCGACCUGAAGAAGGCAUAUGGCGAACUGUCCGAGAAAUUCCCAAAAUCAGACUUGCCGCGACGACGACCACUGGACUUUCUGCAGGGUGAAGAAUUCCGAGAAGCGGUCGACUCGUACCUCCAACGUAUGCUCCGAAAGGGCAUUCCAUCCACCUUUGCCAACAUCAAACACCUUUAUUCCGAUUCCUCGAAGAAGCAGAUCGUCGAGGAGGUAGUUGAGGGCUAUGCGGCGGGCAAGGUGGCGUCCAAGCCUAACGGAGACACAGAGAAGAAAGACCAUUUCGAAUCUUCUGUCCUCUAUUUCCUUGCGCAGCAUUACAACUACAAGCUCUCUCGGGACCUUGGCAAAGCUAUGACAUACGCCGACAAAUGCAUAGCACUUGACCCCAAGUCGGUGGACUUCCAUGCCGUCAAGGCCCGUACCUACAAACACCAAGGUGAUCUUGCCGCCGCUGCCAAAACGAUGGAAGAGGCCCGAGCGCUAGACGAGAAGGACCGUGCUAUCAACACGAAAUGCGCUAAAUAUCAGCUGCGCAAUGAUGAGAACGAUGCCGCACUCAACACUGCCUCAAAAUUCACCCAGAACAAAACCUCCGGCGGCCCCUUAGGCGACCUUAUCGACAUGCAAUGUGUCUGGUACUUAACCGAAGACGGUCAAUCCCACCUCCGCCAACGCAAGCUCGGCCUCGCACUGAAGCGCUUUCACCAAAUUCUUACCAUAUUCGACGUCUGGCAAGACGACCAAUUCGACUUUCACAACUUUUCCCUCCGCAAAGGCAUGAUCCGAGCCUACAUCGACAUGCUCCGGUGGGAAGACCAUCUGCGCGCCCACCCCUUCUUCUCACGCGCCGCCGUCUCGGCGUGUGAAGCCUACCUCCUACUGCACGACAACCCGGACCUCGUGCACGGCCCCAUGAUGGCGAGCGAAAACGGCACGGAGCUGUCAGCCGCAGAUCGCAAGAAGGCGCUCAAGAAGGCCAAGCGCGAGCAGGAAAAAUUCGAAAAGGCCGAAGCUGACAAGCGUGCGGCGGUGAAAGCGGCCAAGCCGACGCCGAAGAGCGAGCUGGAGGACGGCAAGAAGGAGGACACGGAUCCACUGGGCAAGACACUGGUAGAGACCAAGGAGCCACUGACACAGGCCAUGAAGUUCCUGGGUCCCUUGCUCGAGUACUGCCCGGACGUGGUCGAGGGCCAGGUCGUGGGCUUUGAGAUCUACACCCGCAGAGGAAAAGUGCUGUUGGCGGCCAAGUGUCUCAAGCGGUUACAGGAGUUGGCGCCCGAGCACGAGAAGCUUCGGGGUUUCAAGGAGCAGCUGAAGAAGAUGACGACGACGACGGAGAAGGCCGAGGGCGUCAGCGAGCGCGCCGUCCAGCUCGUCAAGACUGAGGCGGCGGACGUGCUGGCUUGA